Wallemia mellicola CBS 633.66 is the source of this 1392-nucleotide messenger RNA. RefSeq lists its product as hypothetical. NCBI's taxonomy places the organism in Eukaryota, Fungi, Basidiomycota, Wallemiomycetes, Wallemiales, Wallemiaceae. The record is from RefSeq and is a predicted model, not a curated record. The transcript is spliced from 4 exons. Gene Ontology annotation, molecular function: alpha-1,4-mannosyltransferase activity; GPI mannosyltransferase activity. Bases 1 to 1140 code for a protein of 379 amino acids. Gene Ontology annotation, biological process: GPI anchor biosynthetic process. Gene Ontology annotation, cellular component: glycosylphosphatidylinositol-mannosyltransferase I complex; membrane.
AUGACGUUUAUAGUGACAUUUGCUGCAUUGGCAGUGAGGGUGCUUUUAAUAUUAUAUUCCAAAUACCACGAUAGUAUAGCAGAUAAAACUGGUGGACCGUACUACACAGAUGUCGACUAUCGCGUUAUAACAGAUGCUGCAGAGCUUGUCUACAACGGCCAUUCACCGUAUGAGCGACAGACGUACAGAUAUACACCCAUACUAUCAUGGAUCACCCUUCCUAAUGUAUCUACUGAUCCAUCCUUUGGAAAGUAUCUUUUCUCAUUCGCAGAUGUCAUAGUUGGGCUAUCUAUCGAGCGUAUUCUAAUGAAAUAUAACAAGAAAUCUAAUUAUGUUUCGCGAUUUAUGUGGCUAUUCAACCCAAUCGUUAUUAGCAUUUCUACUAGAGGCUCGCCAGAGUCGCUCAUUGGCGUGCUUGUCAUGACGACGCUCGAUCUGAUCCUCCAUGAAAGUUAUACGCUCGGUGCAGUCGUUAUGGCUUUUAGUGUACAUUACAAGAUAUAUCCAUUCAUAUAUAGCACUUCAAUUCUCGUGCAUCUCUGGGUCAAACAUCGCUCAAUACGCCUCUUACUGUGGUUUUCUGUCGUUAGUUUGGUUGCAUUUGCUGCCAUAAAUGCAGCUAUGUACAAUAUAUAUGGAAUGGACUUCCUUCAAGCGACAUAUCUUUAUCAUAUUGGGAGAAAGGACCAUAGACACAAUUUCACACCAUAUUUCUACCCUACCUACCUCACUUACAGCUCAGACGAGGGCUUGCAUCCAGCUUUCUCAUUAAUCCCUCAGCUCGUCCUAGCACUCGGUUUGGGAGUCUACGGUGCCAUCGAUCUCCCGCUCGCAUGGUUCUUCCAGACGCUUGCGUUUGUAACGUUCAAUAGAGUAUGUACUUCCCAAUACUUCCUCUGGUAUAUAUGGCUCCUACCAGUUGUAUUACCCUCUUUGAAACUUAGCAAAAGGAAAAAGAUUACCUUGCCCAUUUUAUGGAUCUCUGCGCAGGCUGUCUGGCUGUCAAUCGCUUACAAGCUUGAGUUCCUCGGACAACCCGUGUUCAUACCUCUCUGGAUAGCCAGUUUGUUCUGGUUUAUUAUUAAUGUUUACGUACUCGGCUCGCUUAUACGAAGCACGCGGAUACCUUCGACAGUAUAGCAUCAUACAUUAUAAUUAUAAAAGUUACAAGGUACAACCUUCUGUUUAUCAUUCGCAUAGCUUCGCGGCAAUGUUCCUGGUUGCUCAUAAUGUCAAUUCCCUGUGUCACUUGCGGAACUGAAUAUGGAUAUGACAUGUCCACUCAAUAAUGGCUUUUUUAUAUGGACAGCCCACAAAAUUUCUUCAUGUUGAAGAAGCCAUAUCUGUAAAAUAUUCUCUUACGUCAUAUAUGUCCUCUAUUUUAGAUUACCG